Trypanosoma cruzi is the source of this 885-nucleotide messenger RNA. RefSeq lists its product as uncharacterized. The transcript has a single exon. Gene Ontology annotation, cellular component: MKS complex. The record is from RefSeq and is a predicted model, not a curated record. Bases 1 to 885 code for a protein of 294 amino acids. Lineage: Eukaryota; Euglenozoa; Kinetoplastea; Trypanosomatida; Trypanosomatidae. Gene Ontology annotation, biological process: cilium assembly.
AUGAAUGUCCCUCCCUCCCUUUUUUUUUUCUCCUGCCAGGGAUGCACGAUGGAGAGCAACAAAAGGGAAGGAGCAUCCGAGGCGGGGCCGCCCCUCCUGCAUGAGGAGGAAAGGUCUCACAGUAAACGUCGUCAUACUCGUCGCUCGAAAGACUCUUCAGCAAUGCGAUCCGUCCCUGCCUCUGUUUCCGAUGCAACUUUGGCGGUGCCGCCAGUGAUGGCCAGGGCCGUGGCGUCAAAGAGGAUUGACGUCAUUGUGCGGGGUGUACUGGAGGGUGCGGAGUGCCACGAGGCGGACGCUCUCUUUGCACGCACGUACUGGGUACAUGGCACAGAUUGGACGCCGUUGACGAGCGUGUCACACAGCGAAGAGCCUUCUACUGCCUCGCCGCUUGUGAAACCGCUGGAACGUCAGACGCAUAGCGAGGUGAUCACACAGCUCUCCUGGUCCUCCAACGACCCAUUUGCACGUUUUACGUGGUCAGCCCCGUUUGAGUGCGCUUUGCGUGGCACGAACCCACAUGGAUGGCCACAACUUGUGGUGACGCUGCACACUAUUUCACGCGUAUUGCCGCCGAAUAAGCCACCGCACUCAGAGAGUGGAAUUUGUGGUGGGGAGCAGUGUUUGUCAUACAGUCGUUGUUUUAUUCCGUUGCGUAGCGGUACUUAUCGCAAGAAGCUGCCCCUGCUACAGUUGGUGCCCAACACACGAAAACUGGCGUGGAUUGGGUGGUGGACAGGAGAGCGAUUGGAGCUGCGGGAUCCGACAUUUCUGUGCAGCGGGGAGGAUCGCGGUUUGCUGAAAGCUGCCCCACUGCUUGGGCACGUCUCAUUGUCGCUCUCGGUGAUAGUCAAUGGUUUCAUGGAGUGCGGCAUUGAGCCGUGA